UUAGAUUAGAUCACUCUACUUGUUUUUUCAAGUGGACAGAAUAGGCAAUGUUGUGAGAUGCAGCUAAUGGACCUAGAGAACAUUUUCAGACCUGUCAAGGUACAUACAUCUCGUGAAUAGUUUUGGAUUUUGGACUAUAAACCCUACUAACUCUCGAAGCAGGCAAAGGUCAACAACAAUGCAAUAAUCCUGACCUGACACAGCAAGGUCAAGCUCAAAGGUCAAGGUCAAUAUCUCAGAAGUCGUGACCAACAGCAGACCAGACAACCUUGGGCAACACCACAAUGUCAAUAUGGCUGCCAUGUCUCGUGCUGUUGAUCAGUUACCAUGGCGUCAGGACAACCAAUAUGUGUCCAGCUGGGUGCGAAUGUGACAACAAUGUCAAAUCUGCAAACUGCGCUGGGAAAAAUCUAAAGGAUGUGCCGAGGAGUUUACCUCCCGAUUUGGAGAUACUCCGCCUUGAGGGUAAUUCUAUAACUAACAUGGAUGCAUUGUCCCUAUCGAAUUAUCGGAAUUUAAGAACCCUCGAUGUCAGCUAUAACAAAAUCACUGACAUUGCCCAGGAUGCAUUCAGUGGGAAUCCACAACUGCAGGUUCUAAAACUCCAGGGGAACCUGCUUACAGCGCCUCCAGUGCAAGGAUUUGACUCGACCAAUCAACUUCAAGAGUUGGUCCUUGGAGAAAAUAGGAUAUCAAAGAUUUUCCCCGACACAUUUACAUUGCUACGCAACUUGCGCCUGUUGGAUUUAGGAAGUAAUAGUAUACUCGACAUUCCAAAUGGGGCAUUUGGCCCCUUGUCGAUUCUACGACAGCUGGACCUGAGUGAGAAUGGAAUUACAAAUGUGACCGCCCGCCACUUUAUGGGACUCCGGUCCAUGACUCAACUGAAACUCGCCAGAAACAAAAUAUCACACAUACAGGAAAAUGCAUUUCGGGAACUGCCAAAUCUGGAAAUUCUUGACCUUUCAGAAAAUAGCAUCUCCGAAUUAGAACUCCAUACAUCACUAGGAAAAUUACAGGAACUCAAAUUGAAUGCAAACAAGAUUGUGAGUUUUGCUGGACUGAAUUUCACACAUGUUCCAAAAUUACGUGAACUUUACCUCGGUCAGAAUCAGAUAUCCACGAUUCCACCCCACAUGUUCAAACAACUUAACGAACUGGAAAUUCUCUAUCUCAACCACUUGCCAAAUUUGGAAUUUAUCGACUAUCGUGCGUUUUGUGGAUUAUCAUCCGUACGCAUCGUUGAUCUCGGACACAAUCCCAAACUUGACACGAUCGACAGAGGUUUAUUCAUGCCUACGAAAAACUUAACAACGAUCAAUCUAAGCUUUGACAACUUCAGCUCGUUUUAUCAGGAAACUUUUAUCCAUUUGGAACACCUCAAGACCCUUCUUCUAAACGGCAAUCCCCUGAACUGUAACUGUGCCGCAAAGUGGCUGCAGGGAUGGUCAAAUAGUAGAACAGUAAAAUGCAAUGCUCCCGAGGCUUUCAAGAACUACAGUAUCACGGACGUCCCUGUAGAGAACCUAACGUGUUCCAAUGCAAAGAUCACUAACCACACGCAACAUGCAUUUUUCAAAAUUGGUUCAGAGGCAUCGCUAAAGUGUCACGUAUCUGGUGAACCUGUCCCGUCGAUUACGUGGAUCACACCUGGCCGGAAAGUAUUUAAGCAUAAUGACUAUCUAAGCAACGCGGAAAUCAGUGACAUCACACACGAGGACGUCAUUACUGAUGAAUUCCACAAGUUGCACCACUGGCAUGACUCGGUGCAUUAUUUUCACAACACUAGUCACGAUCGUGUACAAAUCCUUGCCAAUGGCGACUUAUACAUUGACUAUGUUCAGCGCUCCGAUGCUGGGCCUUAUACCUGCAUUGCUAAGAAUCCCGGCGGCAAUGAUACAGUUGUUACACGCUUUCGUUUGAACUACCUCAUACUGUACGAAACUAAGAUCACCAGUCUGAUUAUCGGGUUUGGUAGUGCUGGAAUUUUCUUAGGAUUAGGGUUACUCGUUGGUCUGCUACGUUUCCUAUGUAACCGCUGUGAGAAGAAGGAACGGAUGGAGCGCAAGACGCGUACGAUACGUAAGCUACUAGACAACCUGGACGCCUACAAGACUCAUCAGCUCGAUAAACUUAAGGAUAACUACGGGUUACACGUGACCAAGAUGAAGGAACAAGCAUUUAUGCACAUGGAGAAGAUGCAGAAGAACUAUAAUCAGCAAUUACAGAAGAUCCGCGACAACUGUGCAGGUCAGAUGGACAAACUGCGUGAAAAUUACAACACCCAGAUGGGUAAAAUCAAAGGGUACAGUACCCACCAGAUUGAUAAGAUCCGGGAGAAUUAUAACUCGCAAAUGAUCAAAAUUCGUGAUUAUGGCUCAGUGCAGUUGGAGAAAUUGCGUGACACGUAUAAAUUGCAACACAUGCAUUUGAUUAAGAUUCUUGAGGCGAUGAAUAUCGACAAUUGUCGAGGUGUAGGUGAGGAUCCCGACUGCCUUCAUGCCGACUCAUCGCUAUUUGACCAACUCAACCUCGACACGCGUUUCGAUUUGUUAGAUUUGAAAACACCGUCCCGCAAUUCCAUAAGUGAUGAUGAAUUCGUUAGCGCAAUCAGCAAUGCAGAUGGAAUUUCACUGGAUGCGUUAACAAGUGCAAUGCCGGAAAACUUGUCCCUCGGAAAUUUUGACACGGAUCUUGAUCUGCCGGAUAGUGAUCGAUCCACGCCAAAUUUUCUGGACCCGUAUCUAAGCGAGGGUGAUCCAGACAAGGCACCCGAUGUCACAGAUGGAUUAAUGACUCAUACAGAUGCUUUCACAGCCGUCGAUCUCAACAUAGUAUCGCGGGACGAUAUGUCAUCCUCGAGCAAUCCAUCGCAGGAGUCUAGUCCCCAGCAUCAUCACGUGGUAGAGAUUAAACCGCCUGGACUUUCUUGCAGUCAGGUUGAGUCCAAUGUAUAAAGAUGUCAAAUCAUGUACAGUAGAAUGUUGUUGUCCCGAGACAGAGUGCAUUUUGAAGAAAAUUCCCUGCCCGAACUUUACCUACUCACUGAACUGCACUAUGAGAAAUGGUAAAAAUCAUGAAAAUUACAUUGUAGAAAUCAUUUUCAGUAAUUAAUUUUAGCUUUCUAUGCAAGAUAUGUUUAAAUAGUAAACUUCUUUUCCAUCUCCAAUGGCUCAACCUAUGUACUGCUUCGAUAUUUCAAGACUUGACAAUAAUACUGAGGCAGAACUUGGAACAAUUUAGUACCGUAAUGCCAAAGAUAAACUGAUUUAUCCAGUUUUUAAAGACAAUCACAGCCUGUUUCUAGUCAUGGAGAAUUAUUUAUUACAGAAGUCACCAUGAACAUUGAAUACAAAUUAAAUGUGUGCAUUUGUACUUGUGGUAUGUCAUAAUCCCAUUGGCCUUACUGCACUUCUAUUCUAUUAAAGUGUAUCUUAUGUACAUAGUUCAGUAACUGAAGUUAAGAUAAUCAGCGACUCUUACUGUAGAUGAAAGCAGACAGACAUGAACCUUUCAGCCAAUCACUAAUUAGUUUACGCACUUCAGGUAAUGUUGUUACCGUAUAUUGUUGUCGAAGAACUUUGGAGAAUGAAGGAUGCUAAAAUAAGUGUCUCCCAGAUGUGCUGCCAUCUAUCUUUGAGAUAUGAACUUGAUGCGCCAUGAUGUCAUUCAUAGUCAAUAAAAGUACUACAUGUAAUAAGUAGGACUUUGAUGAUGUAGACCAGAAUAUUUGUGUGGCAUUUUAAAAACAUUUCACAGGUGUUUUCAACCCCGCCCCUCAUGAGUGUAAAUUUCAUUUAAUCAGUGAUAAAAUGUUGUAAAAAUUCAUGUUUUCUCAUACAUGUAUUCUUCUAAGUUCUCUAUACUGUAAACCACCAAUUUUUCAUACCUCUUGUGUUUAGCGAUUUGUGAAAAUUUCGAAGAGUAAUUUUUCAAUUUUAUUUUGGGUGGAAUACAAAAUUUCUUUCCCGUUUCCAUUCAAAAUCUAUUUUUUGCGAGGUUAUAUGGUGAAAUAGUCCAAAAAAUGAAAUGCUAGCCAUUUACAGUAUUUGAGAAAUAUAGGUUACCAGAGACAGCACCAGGUUAUCUGUCUUUGUUUUUGAUUUAAGAAUAGACUGUUGUUUUAGUAUUACCAGUAUGUGUUUGUUGAUUAGACAGUCAUGCAUUAAGAAUUAAAAUGUCUUUCAAUUACAAUUCAAGAGCAAACUAGAGAAAUGAGUUGUACAUUUGCAAUUAUAAACUCUGAAUAUUCAAGUUGGGGCCCUUGGGUCAAGAAACCACUGGUGUACAGUGACUCUUUUUUGUGACCACGCUAAAAACUAAAUUGUCCAGCUUUACCAGUGACUCUGUAUACCAUGUAUAGCAGAUACAUGUACAAAUGUAUGUGUGAAGGCUUGGACUACAGACAGACGGGGCCAGGUUGGUGCCGCAGGGCAACUGCUCAAUAAAGUACACUGUAAUAGCACUAUGUAAGUAUAAUCCCGUGCAGUCUAAACAAUAAGUUUGAUAUCUUUGAUCAAGGUCUAGUAUUAGUGAUUAUUCUUGCCCGAGGAUACAUUCAUUUUAAUUUCAUUUACCUCCAUUAUGUAUUGAAUUUCUAAUCUUGAUCCAAUCAUGAAGUCAGAAUGAAUGUAACAUAAUUCUAUCCCUGGUUGGUAUAACAUGUAUAAAGUGACUGAUGACAACUAGCACCACAGAGUCAUUUGAAAAUGAGGAUCAGGAAAGGGCAACUUGCAAGUGUUUCUUUUUGUCUGUUACUAGUAAUUUAUGUUGUAUAUCAGUGUAUUCAAUAAGGUUUAUUUCAAUUGCAAUCCUGUAAAAUAAAAGACGAGUGUCCUUCAAAAUCAAA
Messenger RNA from Lineus longissimus, 4849 nucleotides. RefSeq names its product leucine-rich repeat and immunoglobulin-like domain-containing nogo receptor-interacting protein 3. The record is from RefSeq and is a predicted model, not a curated record. Bases 285 to 2957 code for a protein of 890 amino acids. NCBI's taxonomy places the organism in Eukaryota, Metazoa, Nemertea, Pilidiophora, Heteronemertea, Lineidae. Gene Ontology annotation, cellular component: extracellular matrix. Gene Ontology annotation, molecular function: protein binding. The transcript is spliced from 2 exons.